AUGUCAGUAUACAACCAAAGAACCCAUCAAACUCGUCUUAAUGAGUUGUUGGAUGCUAUUAAAUCUGAGUUUGACUAUGCGUUGAAUGAGGCUACCAGUUUUAAAAAGAUUGAAGAUGAAUAUCAUUUAAAGUAUUCUCAACAAAAUACCGAAUUGCAACAGAUUAGACAAACUGUUUAUGAAUUGGAGAUGGCCCAUAGAAAAAUCAAAGAAGCUUAUGAGGAGGAAAUAUUGAGGUUAAAAACUGAAUUGGAGAAUAGAGAUAGACAAAUGAAGAAUGGUUAUCAACAACAGCAGCAGCAACAAGUACCUCCUCCACAACCACAACAGCAGCAGCAACAGGUGCCUCCUCCGCCUCAACCACAACCAGUCCAACAACAACCUCAACAGGUUCAACAACAACAGCAGCCACCAUCAAUUCAACAACCACCUGCACCUCAACAACAAGCUCCUGUUCCUCCACAACAGCCAGUUCAACAAGCUCCACCACCACCAUCAACUCAAUCGCAACAGACAAUCCCAACCCAAGCCUCUCCUCAACAACCAGCAGCUGCUACUGCUGCUGGUGGUGGUGCAGCUGCAACAGCUCCUGUCUCUACCAGCAACGCAUUGACCAUCAUUGACAAGUCACAAUACAUUGUUAAUCCUGCUCAAAAAGCCGCACAUGUUAAAGAAAUACCUCCAUUUUUACAAGAUUUGGAUGUUGCUAAAGCCAAUCCUGAUUUCAAGAAACAAAACCUUGAUUACUAUGUCUUGUAUAACCCAGCUUUUGCUCGUGAUUUAGAUGUUGAUUUGAUUCACUCAUUAGAUCAUUCAUCUGUUGUUUGUUGUGUCCGUUUCUCCAAAGACGGCAAGUUUAUUGCUACUGGAUGUAAUAAAACAACACAAGUGUUCAAUGUCGAAACUGGUGAAUUGGUGGCUAAAUUGAUUGAUGAUUCAUCCAAUUCCGAAACUAAAGAAGAAGAUACUCCUACAACCAAUGGAGACUUGUAUAUUAGGUCAGUCUGUUUCUCACCUGAUGGUAAAUUAUUAGCCACUGGUGCUGAAGAUCGUUUGAUUAGAAUCUGGGAUUUAACCACAAAGAGAAUCAUCAAGGUAUUGAGGGGCCAUGAGCAAGAUAUUUAUUCAUUGGAUUUCUUCCCUGAUGGAGAUAGAUUGGUUUCUGGUUCUGGUGAUAGAUCAGUUAGAAUUUGGAGUUUGAGAUCUUCCCAAUGUUCAUUAACUUUGAGCAUUGAGGAUGGUGUUACUACAGUUGCAGUAUCGCCUGAUGGGAAAUUAAUUGCUGCUGGAUCUUUGGACCGUACCGUUAGAGUUUGGGAUUCAACCACUGGGUUCCUUGUCGAAAGAUUGGAUUCGGGUAAUGAAAAUGGAAAUGGCCACGAGGAUUCAGUUUACUCUGUAGCAUUUUCAAACACUGGUAAUCAAAUUGCUUCGGGAUCUUUGGAUAGAACUGUGAAAUUGUGGAAUUUGGAUGGCAAACUGGAUAAAAACUCCAGUUGUGAGGCAACAUACAUUGGUCAUAAAGAUUUCGUCUUGUCGGUUUGUUGUACUCCAAAUAAUGAAUAUAUACUUUCAGGAUCCAAAGACCGUGGAGUUAUAUUUUGGGACCAAGCUUCAGCUAAUCCAUUGUUGAUGUUGCAAGGACAUAGAAACUCGGUCAUUUCAGUGGCAGUUUCUUCCAACUUGCUGGGUACUGAAGGUAUUUUUGCUACUGGAUCGGGUGAUUGUAAAGCAAGAAUUUGGAAAUGGACAAGAAAAGCGUAA
Molecule: messenger RNA, 1764 nt
Organism: Lodderomyces margitis
Lineage: Eukaryota; Fungi; Ascomycota; Pichiomycetes; Serinales; Debaryomycetaceae
Gene: TUP1
Product: chromatin-silencing transcriptional regulator
Exons: 1
Coding region: 1-1764 (587 amino acids)
Molecular function (GO): protein binding
Source: RefSeq, a predicted model, not a curated record